Molecule: messenger RNA, 975 nt
Organism: Phytophthora sojae
Lineage: Eukaryota; Oomycota; Peronosporomycetes; Peronosporales; Peronosporaceae
Exons: 2
Coding region: 1-975 (324 amino acids)
Source: RefSeq, a predicted model, not a curated record
AUGCCGCCGUCCAAGCAAUUGCGAGCGUCGAGCAGCGCCCCCUCCAGCGUGACGCUGGCGGCACUGGCGCCGCUACUCGAGUUCCUGGACGCCCGCGGCGUGGCGGCGAUCGUGUGCGCACAAAAGUCCGUCGGCCGCGAGGGCUGCGCUGCCGUUUGGUUCUGGCUUGUCAGUCGCGCCAGUUGCCUGCUGCCGGGCGUGGAGCUGCCGCGUCAACCGCCACACAGCGAGACGCUGCAAUUUGCAACUGUGCUGCCGCUGCUAAGGCAACUACAGGCAGUUGGAUCGUACAACUUUGAUCUCCACUUCGAUGCUGCGAGACACGGCGGAGACGUGUACUUGGUGGAGAAUGGAGACCGCUAUGUGUCCCAUUGGGGGCCUAACGGAGGCUCGAUGUUUGGCGACCGGGCGUGUGCUGCGGGGGCGGUGAGCUACUGGGAGUGUGUGGGACUCAGUGAAGGCAGCUACAUUGGCAUCACUGAGGUGAUCUCCCAGGGACAAGCUGGAUUCCGGUACUAUGGAGUCGAUGCGCAACAUUUGAAGCGGACGCUGUCGCUGCCGACACCGGCAUGCGACCACAUGCCGGCGGUGAUGUACUGCGAGGGUGGAUUCAUCACUACCGGGUCGUUCCGAGGUCCCAAGCCGCAACUCCCCGCUCGAGUGAACUUUUUGGAUGCGGGAACGUUUAAGGAGGAGGAUCGAGUUGGUGUGAUGGUCGACCUCCUGGCUGGAUUCUUGCUGUUUGUGCGAAACGGGGAGCCGCAGGGUAUGCGGAUUCCCAUCGACCGCUCCAAGAAAUACCUCCCGGUGUUCAGUGCCUGCGCCUGUUACAAUUUGCAGCUCAUACCCGAUGCGCGCCCGCCAUGGAAUCGCAUUUAUUCGAUCGAAGAAAGCUGCAGAGGCGCCGCCAAAGAGAUCGAGUUGCUGGAGUCGUCCAGUGUGGAUAGACAAUGCGCAGUUGCUACCUGGGCUUGA